Molecule: messenger RNA, 2214 nt
Organism: Oryzias latipes (Japanese medaka)
Lineage: Eukaryota; Metazoa; Chordata; Actinopteri; Beloniformes; Adrianichthyidae
Product: SPRY domain-containing SOCS box protein 3
Biological process (GO): proteasome-mediated ubiquitin-dependent protein catabolic process
Cellular component (GO): SCF ubiquitin ligase complex
Molecular function (GO): protein binding
Source: RefSeq, a predicted model, not a curated record
UUCUGAGAAAGAACGAAAAUCCUUAUUGUUAAUUUUUAAGAUCUAUAAUUCAUAAUAGUAAUUUUUUUCAAAACCCAAAUUUCAAUGCACAUUUUUACGUUUGUGGUUUGUUUUUCUAUACUUUACCAAUUACGAAAGGAAGUUCAUUUUGAAAUAUUUGAUAGGAAAUGUUCGAAAUAACGUCACAUAACGUAUCCAGUUCUCCAAAAAAACACAAUUUAGGCGGUGUUUGCUAUUUGUAUCAAAGUGACACCGACACUCAAAGUCCCGAUACUUGUGAAGACCUCCAAAUAAAUUCUCGAAGUUCCGCCUCCGCGCGGGUUUUAUCCAAUAGAAACUUGUUGAGGGCGUGGUCAAGUUCUGUUUACCUCAAUUCUGAUGCGAAGUGGGACAGGGUGCAUGCUGCAGCUGUCACGCCGACGGAUAUAGAGACACUCUGAAACUCACAUGUGACACUGCAACACCGUCUUUUGGAAUACUUCAACAAGAGCUCCCAUGCUGAGGAAAGGCAGGAACAGCAGAGGCCAGCAUUUGGUCUGGAGUGAGACGCAGCAGGAGACGAGUGUCAAGACAGAAGUCAAGAUGUCCGACAGAGAAGAAUGGGAGCAGCAACUGGUGACGGAGAUCAGUGACUUGGAGUCGGAGGUGGAUUAUUUGUCAGGAUCGCAGACUGUUUCCGACGUAGUGGCUCUGCCCAGCUCUUCUCUGCUGCUGGGGGAGUCUCUGUGCUCUUAUCAACCACAGGAGGAGCUCGGUCUGGGGUUUGGCCUCACCAGUGAAGACCUCCGCGAAGACGAGGAUCACAUUUUGGACUGGGUGUGGGACGAGCACUGCAAGUCCUCUGGAGCCUUCCUCAGUAAGGACAGCAGAAAGGUGAGCUUUCACUCCGACUACAGCUGUGGGACCGCUGCCAUCCGUGGCCGGAAGGAGCUUUCGGAAGGCCAACACUACUGGGAAGUGAAGAUGACUUCUCCGGUCUAUGGAACAGACAUGAUGGUGGGAAUCGGAACUUCUGAGGUGAACCUUGAUAAGUUCAAGUACAGCUUUGGCAGCCUGCUGGGCCACGAUGAAGACAGCUGGGGUCUCUCCUACACAGGUCUGCUUCAACACAAAGGGGACAAAGUGAAAUUCUCCCCUCGGUUUGGUCAGGGGUCCGUCAUAGGAGUGCACUUGGACACAUGGCACGGCACUUUGAGCUUUUACCAAAACCGGCAGUUCAUAGGGGUUGCUGCUACCAACCUACAGAACAAGAAGUUCUACCCUAUGGUGUGCUCCACAGCAGCAAAGAGCAGCAUGAAGGUGAUCCGUGCCUGCUACACCCCCACCUCCCUGCAGUACCUCUGCUCUGCUCGCCUGCGCCAAACGUUGCCCUGCUGCCCCGACGUAGUCGGCGCUCUAGAACUGCCCCCCGGCCUGCGCACCUUCCUUCAAACACAACUUUUCUGGAUCUUCAGUGUCAACAGCCGCACCGGCCCCUCAGAGCAGGAGAGAUACUUGCCCGAAGAUGCCCAGGAGGAGAGCAGCCUCCCAACAAGCCCCGUCCCGAGCCGGACCUCCAGCCCUGCAUCCACACUGAGUGCCUGCUCCUCGCCCACCCCCCGCACCGAAGCAUUUUCCGAAAUGGACCUAUAUUUGUGCCCCUGUCACAUGUCACCGCAGACUGAGCGCAUUACCUGCCACUGCCCCCCGACACCGCCAAGCAGCGACUAUGACAGCUGCUGCUCAGAGCCAGAGGAUUAUCAGUGUAAAAGAUGUCGCUGGACAUGACCGGAUUCCUCAUCAACACUGUAAUAUUCUACCACUGCCAUCCUCAUCUCCUUCUGCUGUCUUUUAGUCCGUAUCACUACUUUUCUGCUUUUAAUUCCAAGCGAGAAAUGCACUUUUACACUGUUACGACUUUUAAAGGUGUCAUAAUGUGACAAUCCGUCUCAUUUCAUUUGCUUGGAUAGUCAAAUGUUCAUUUGUAUAUUGUUUUUUUUUUAAAUAUGCCAUUUACUGUCUUUGUGAGAGAGUUGAAGACUAGACUCUAAGGAUACAAAAACACUAAAUCUUAUGUAUUCUCAGACUCAGGAUUUUUUUGUACUGUUAACACACUUUUGAGUGUUUUAUAAUAUUUUUUUGCUUCAGUUAUGCUGUUACAUAUUUGCUACAAUGGUGUUUUUCUAUUUACGUUUAUUCUCUCCAUUAUAUGUAACAUUAAACACCAUAAAAUAA